This is a messenger RNA of Cyphellophora europaea CBS 101466, 1857 nucleotides long. RefSeq lists its product as uncharacterized. NCBI's taxonomy places the organism in Eukaryota, Fungi, Ascomycota, Eurotiomycetes, Chaetothyriales, Cyphellophoraceae. The coding region runs from base 1 to 1857 and encodes 618 amino acids. Gene Ontology annotation, molecular function: acetolactate synthase activity; magnesium ion binding; thiamine pyrophosphate binding. The transcript has 4 exons. The record is from RefSeq and is a predicted model, not a curated record. Gene Ontology annotation, cellular component: acetolactate synthase complex; mitochondrion. Gene Ontology annotation, biological process: L-valine biosynthetic process.
AUGGGUUCCGUGGGAAAGCCGCUCUAUACGGCAUCGUUCGCCUUCUUUGAAGCAAUCUGGGAGGCGGGUAUCACUCACUGCUUUGUCAAUCUGGGUUCCGACCAUCCGUCCAUCAUAGAAGCCAUCGUCAAAGGGCAGAAUGAGAAGAAAGGCCAGUUUCCGCGCAUCAUCACUUGCCCCAAUGAGAUGGUGGCCAUGUCCAUGGCAGAUGGCUACGCGCGCCUAACAAAUAAGCCGCAAUGCGUCAUUGUCCAUGUCGACGUCGGCACCCAAGGCCUCGGCGCCGCUGUCCAUAACGCCAGCGCUGGGAGAGCCCCUAUCCUGAUCUUCGCCGGCCUAUCUCCCUACACCAUUGAUGGUGAGUAUCGUGGGUCGAGAACCGAGUAUAUCCACUGGAUCCAAGAUGUGCCCGACCAGAAGCAAAUAGUGGCGCAGUAUUGCCGGUACACGGGCGAGAUCAAGCGAGGGGCAAACGUCAAGCAAAUGGUCAACCGCGCCUUGCAGUUUGCAACCAGUGACCCCACAGGACCAGUCUAUCUUUAUGGCGCACGGGAGGCGAUGGAGGAAGACAUUGAGCCUUAUCAGCUGCAGCAAGAGGUCUGGCAAGGCGUCGCUCCAGCUGCGCUCCCCAAAGAGGCUGUCGAGUUGGUCGCAGACCAUCUGGUCAAGGCCCAGAAGCCGUUGGUGAUCGUUGGCUUCACUGGUCGCAAGGCGUCCUCGGUCGCCGCACUGGUAGCUUUGGCAAACAAGAUUCCGGGACUGAGGGUACUGGACACUGGUGGAUCCGACAUGUGCUUUCCAGCUAAUCAUCCGGCGUCCCUUGGAUUGAAGUACGUCAAUGAGGAGGUCAUCAGCGAAGCAGAUUUCAUCUUAGUUGUGGAUUGUGAUGUUCCAUGGAUUCCGACACAACGCAAGCCGAAGCCAGAGACAAAGGUUAUCCAUCUGGACGUUGACCCAUUGAAGCAGCAGAUGCCCGUCUUCUACAUUCAAGCCUUUGCCAGGUUCAAAACAGACUCGACCACGGCGUUCAACCAGAUUAUUGACUUUCUGGCGGCAAAUUCCGAAGUGUCCACCACGCUGUCUGACGACGCUCACAAAGCUGCUGGGGAGAGGCGACAAAAGAGCUUUGACGAAAGACAAGCAAGUGUCAAGGCCAAGGCGAAUCUGCCAUCAGAUCACGAGUCUCCUAUUAACCCUCACCUCAUGGCUGCCCAGGUCAGAUCAGCAGUGCCCGAAGACACCAUUUUCGCUGUUGAAGCCGUCACAUUGACCGGCUUCAUUGCUGAUCAACUUGCUCCUGUCCUACCAAAGACCUGGAUCAACUGCGGCGGCGGUGGCCUCGGCUGGUCAGGAGGUGGUGCUCUGGGUAUCAAGCUUGCAACUGAUUACGAGCACCGCAAUACAGAGUCUGGAGACAAGUUUGGCACCAACAAAGGCAAGUUCGUCUGCCAGGUAGUUGGCGACGGUACAUACCUGUUUAGCGUCCCGGGAUCCGUCUACUGGAUCGCGCAAAGAUACGAUAUCGCAGUCCUGACGAUCGUACUGAACAACAAAGGCUGGAAUGCGCCCAGGAAGAGCAUGUUGCUCGUGCACCCUGACGGCGAGGGAAGCAAGGUGGACAAUCGGGCCUUAAACAUCAGCUUCGACCCAACACCAGAUUAUGCCGGCAUUGCGAAGGCAGCAAGCGGAGGCAGAGUGUGGGCUGGCUGCGUCAGAACGGUGAAAGAGCUACUCGAAGAGCUGCCAAAGGCCGUCGAAGCAGUGAAGGGUGGCAGAUCUGCGGUGCUGGAGGUGCAGCUGGAACCGGAACAGCAGACUAAGAUUUAUGGGAAGGAUAUGGAGAAGUCGGCGACGUAG